AUGGAUUCUCAGAGGUGGCAUUCUACGAGGAUUUUCUGGUCGUUAUUAGUAUCAUCUUCCGUAUGCCUCGGCGCCUUGAUUCCAGUCCGAGAAGCCACAGGCAUCGAUACCCGUUGUAAAGUGAUACCUGGCGACGACGCAUGGCCGGGACCCGAUGUCUGGGAACAGCUGAACCAGACAGUCGGCGGACGGCUCAUAGCCACAGUGCCCCAAGCUGCUGUCUGUUACCCGCAGGGCUUUGCCGAUAUCAAACCCAACCAGGCCGAGUGUGCAGAGCUAGCAAAGAACUGGGAAUUCCCACAGACUUAUAUCAACAGUCCGGCUGCUAUCGCGAACCCUUGGUAUCAGAACGAUUCCUGUAGCCCCUUUUCUCAGUCAUCGGGGCAGUGCGAGCUCGGGAACUACGUCAGCUACUCCAUCUCCGUCGAGGGUCCCCCUGACGUGGUUGCCGCCAUCAACUUUUGCCGAUCGCAGAAUGUGCGACUGGUCAUCAAGAACACGGGACAUGAUUACCUCGGCAAGUCAACUGGGAAGGGCGGCCUGGCAAUAUGGAUGCGGAACCUCAGAUCCCUCGACAUCAUUGACAGCUACAACAGCGACGAAUACUCUGGCCCGGCUGUCAAGGUCGGCGCCGGAUGGACCGGCGGGGAAGUGCUUCUCCGUGUGGCCCAGGCCGGCUUCUGCGUUGUCUCGGGAGACUGUCCCACGGUCGGCAUCGCCGGCGGCUUCUCGGCCGGCGGAGGCCACGGCCUGCUGAACGGUGCUUACGGCCUCGGCGCCGACAACGUCCUCGAGUGGGAGGUCGUCACCGCCGACGGCCGCCACCUCACGGCGAGCCCGAGGGAGAACGCAGACCUAUACUGGGCCAUGACCGGCGGCGGGGCCGGCACUUAUGCUGUCGUUCUCAGCAUGACGGCUCGGCUGCAUCCCGAGAGCCACGUCGGCGCCGCCACUCUGAGCUUCAACGCCACCUCGAGCCCCAGCAACGAGACGUACGCCGCCGCCGUCGAGGCCUGGUGGCGCUUCCUCCCCAACAUCGUCGACGCUGGUGCCUGCCCCGCCUUCAACUUUGUUGACGGCGCUUUUAGCGUCCAUAACACGACUGCCCCGGGCAAGACAGCCGAGGACAUGACCGAGCUGUACCGGCCAUACCUCGAGCAGAUUGAGGAUCUGGGUGUCCCGUAUACCUUCACCGCCUACACGGCGCCCUCGUACAUAGACCACUACAAUUACACCAACGGGCCGCUGCCGUUCGGGCCAUAUCAGAGCUCGGAGCUUUUCAACAGCCGGGCGAUCCCGCGGACCGCCGUCACCGGCGAAACCGGCCCCAAGCGUCUAACGGCCGCCACCACGUCCAUCGUGUCGUUUGACCAGGCCGCUAACUGGCAGUUGGGCUGCAUGGGACUCAACGUGAACGCCACCAACAUCCCGCGGCACGCCGACAACGCCGUGGCGCCUUUUUGGCGCGACUCCGUCGCCGUCUGCCUCGAGUUCUCCUUCUACGACCGCACCGUGCCCGAGUCCACUAUGCUGGCCCGCCGGCGCGAUCUGGCCAGCCACAUACACCCGGCCAUCGAGGCCGCUACUUCCGGCUCCGGAGCGUACCUGAACGAGGCCGAUCCCCUGGUGUAUCCGCAGGAAGCGGUUGACAAGUGGAAGACUGCCUUUUACGGCGAAAACUAUAAUCGUCUGUACGAGAUCAAGAAGCGGUGGGACCCAGACUCUGUCUUCUACGCUUUUACUGCUGUGGGUUCAGACGAGUUCAUCCAGGACGCCGCGGGAAGAGUCUGUAGCGCUUAA
Molecule: messenger RNA, 1800 nt
Organism: Colletotrichum navitas
Lineage: Eukaryota; Fungi; Ascomycota; Sordariomycetes; Glomerellales; Glomerellaceae
Exons: 3
Coding region: 1-1800 (599 amino acids)
Molecular function (GO): FAD binding; oxidoreductase activity
Source: RefSeq, a predicted model, not a curated record